Moesziomyces aphidis is the source of this 774-nucleotide messenger RNA. Lineage: Eukaryota; Fungi; Basidiomycota; Ustilaginomycetes; Ustilaginales; Ustilaginaceae. The record is from the annotation of a GenBank genome assembly.
AUGGCCGCGCCAAAAUGUGGAGAGAAAGCUCCGUUCGGCUACCGGCGAGCCCUGCUGUCGGGCCGCUCACCACCACCAGCACCACCACCAACCUCCGCAGGGCGCACGCUGGGUAUCGCCAUGGAUCUGGAAUCCAUUCCGCCCAUCACGGGCGCAUGGGCCGCACUCACGCUCGGCGUGGCGCUGCUCGAACACACGCACCUCGUGUCGUCGUUCCAGCUCUUCUACACGCCGGCGCUCGUGUUUCGCAAGUACCAGGUGUGGCGCCUGCUCACCACGUUCCUCUACUUUGGCCCGCUCGGUCUCGACUUUAUCUUUCACCUCUUCUUCUUCAUGCGCUACUCGCGCAUGCUCGAGGAGAACUCGUUCGGCGGACGCUCCGGCGGAAGGGCGGCGUACGUGGUGCUCCUCCUCUUCGCCGCCACGUGCCUUCUCAUCUUGUCACCGCUGACGGCACAACCGUUUUUGGGAUCGCCACUGGCGUUCGUGCUCGUCUAUAUCUGGUCCCGACGCAACAGGCACGUUCGGCUCAGCUUGUUCGGCCUCCUCGUCGUAACUGCGCCGUACCUGCCGUGGAGCCUGGUCAUCUUUGGAUGGCUCCUGCACGGCAGUCUGCGCGCCGUCGUGGGCGAUAUCAGUGGCAUCUUUGUCGGCCAUCUGUACUACUUCCUCGUCGAUGUAUGGCCGCGCGAGUUCAGGUCUGGAGGCAGAAACCUACUGGCCACGCCGCGCUUCCUUAUUCGGCUGCUCGACGGCCCCAUCGAAGAUCAAUGA